AUGCAGCGCCUGCCAUGGUUCAUCUUCGCUUCGAUGUCAGUGUCUGUGAUUUCGGACAGCCAGGGCGGCCUGGGCAGUAGCCCAGUGGCCCUCGAUUUUGGCUCCGACGUCUCUACCGAAUCGUGGCCAGAAGAAGACAUGCUCGCGAAACUCAGCAAGGGACUGGUGGCCGCAGUCUACUGCGGCUUCAUUGCCGUGUCCUUGCGCCUAGUGUUGGUCGGUCUGCCAAAGAGAAUGCCCCGGCAUCCCAGCGUGGAGGAGGACGGCUGUCCACAGAGUUGGGUGGUGUUCAUGGGGGUUGUUUAUGCUUUCAUCUACUUCACCACGGACCAGUACGUGCCGAGCCUUCCGCAGAUGGAGGCGGACCUUCUCGGCUCUGAGAGCAUCAUGAGCGGCACGGUGCAGAUGAACUUGUGCGUCAAGGCGAUCUUUGGCAUGGCCACUGCUGGCCUGUCCGAUCGAAUCGGCCGGAAACCCGUGCUGCUCGUGUGCCUGACUUUGCUUAGUGUGGCAAGCUUCUGUUGCGGCUGUGCCCAGCGGAUUGAGUGGUUCAUCGCUUCGAGGCUGCUGCAGGGCAUGGGAGAAUCCCUGGAGCCUGUGAUCUUUGCCAUGGCCCGAGACUUCUUUGCUAAGCCCUCCGAGCGUUUCGUAGUCGUCGCGGCUCUGCAGAUGAUGGCUUUCGUGGGCAUUGCGUUAGCCCCUCUUGUCGGAGGGCUCGGCGCUCAUUACUUGAGCUGGCGCGCUCCUUUUUUUGGCCUUGCUCUGAUCUGGGGGCUCCUCGCCAGCUAUGCUGGCUUUGCAAUGGUUGAAUGCUGUCCGGACGGAGAGAGCCAAAGCUACCUCAGCGACCUGAAGCGAAUCUUGGACCCACACCUUCUGUGCCUCCUUCUGACAGAAAGUUGCGUCAUGGGCGCGUAUUUCACCUUCAAUGCAAACAGCAGCUACCUGGCGGAGGUGACCUUCGGCGAGUCUGUAAUUAGUUCAUCGGAGAUCAUGCUCGUGUUUGGCGCUCUCUGUGGCGUUGGCGCCUUCUUGAUCGAGAGGCUUCGGCUGGGUAGUGUGCUGCAGGAUGCACGCUUGGCAAUGAGUCUUCUGGGCGCUGCCGGUGCAAUCUCCCUGCUGCUGGGUGUUUUCUUCUCCUCGUCGUUUCUCUGGGGCUACCUCGCAGGGUCCUUCCUCCAGGCAGGCGUUCUAAUGAUGGCCUUGGUGUCUGCCAACGUGCUCUUCUUCGAGCCCUUGGAGGACUGUGCGGGCAUGGCUGCUUCGUGUGAGAUCGUGGCACAGAGUGUGAUCCCAUGCGCGCUUUCUGCCUUUGCAACGCAGCUGAUGAUCUACGACGGUCCUGCCGGGCUCAUCUGCUGCCAGGCGGCGGCAUGCGUAGCUGCAGCCGCCGUCUUCUGGUUGGGCUACGGCAUUUCGCCCCCGGCUUGGACUCGUCGGGCCCCGAGCCGCAAGGACUUCGAUCAGGUUUUGCGAAGGAUGAGCACCUCCGGAGACCUCCUGCUCCAGAUUGAGGCGGAAGAAGGGCUCCAUCAGCGAUUGCUCUCCCGGGAGGCCAGAAGCCAAGGGCUCAUGGCCGACCCGGCUCUAAAAUGCCGGGUCGGAAACCUCGCGGACGGGACCUCCUCCAAAGCGUUGCGGGACCACAUGUGCCAGGCCGGAAAGAUCACCGGCUUCGAGUGUCUCAGUGGAAACGGCACCGGCAGCGUGUCCUUCUCAACGGUAGAGGAGGCAGCCAACGCCAUCACGAUGCUCAACGGGAGCGUGCUGAAUGGCCAGGCCAUCAUGGUGGAUCCUUGGGGGAAAUCCCAGGGUUGA
This is a messenger RNA of Symbiodinium sp. CCMP2592, 1818 nucleotides long. The record is from the annotation of a GenBank genome assembly. NCBI's taxonomy places the organism in Eukaryota, Dinophyceae, Suessiales, Symbiodiniaceae.